Molecule: messenger RNA, 5802 nt
Organism: Triplophysa rosa
Lineage: Eukaryota; Metazoa; Chordata; Actinopteri; Cypriniformes; Nemacheilidae
Exons: 7
Coding region: 128-1012 (294 amino acids)
Source: RefSeq, a predicted model, not a curated record
ACGCUUCCAUUGUUACGUCAUAUAGUAGAACGCGUCCUCUCGCGCAGAAGCAGAAAGCAACCUCCACUCGCUCUUUACAACUUAACAUCAAACGCUCCUUACAAUUUAUAAGUUCACUGUUUGCAACAUGAUGAAUCUCAGUCUUAAAGUCAAUGACAUUAAGAUAGAGGUGAGCAGCGAACUGGGUGUCAACAGUGGUCUGGAUAUUCAUCUAGUUUUACAAAAUGACCCCACAUCGUCAGCUGGGAAUCGUGAAAAAAUUAUAUUGGAGAUCUCCAGAGCCCAGACCAACCCUUCCACAAGUGAAGAUGUUGUAGAAGAGGUUUUCUCUGAGGCAACGGAUCAGCUUCCUCAGAGUACUGAAUCUGAGCAUCCUGACAGCGAGGAAGAGAUUUAUUACGAUGCAACGGAUCAGCUUCCUCAGUUUACUGAAUCUGAGUAUCCUGACAGCGAGGAAGAGAUUCAUUACGAUGCAUCAGAUCAGUUUACCCUGAAUCUUCCUGAAUCUGAUCGUCCCGAGGAAGAGAUUCAUAGUGAGGCGACAGAUCAGCUUCCUCAGAAUGUUGAAUCUCACUAUCACAGAGUUUUAAGUGAAGAACAAAGAUCGGCCCAGAUUGCUAACUUGAGGCUAGAAACUAGUUUAACUUUACUUUAUGAUCUCACAUCAUCAUGCACCGGCAUACAGAGGUUCACUACCUUCUGUUUUAUACCCUGGCGAGAUAUCUUGAAUGAGAUUGUUGAAGCUCGCCUUCCACUAGAAAUCAAGAAUAAUUUGUGGAGGAUGUUAAAAGAACUUUACAGACUGGCCAUGAAAAUUGACAGGUUGUCUGAGAACCGCCAAGCUCUUCUGUACAGACAUCUCUCCCCCAAGUUCGAUAGGCUCUUCGCGUGGCUAUGCCAACUUAUCUGGAAUCAAAGUCCUCAGAUUUUGAAUGAGGUAAGACAAAAUAUUUUACGAAUCAGGCGUUCUGUCCGAAUCUUUUCUCUCUAUUUACAGACGGCCUGGGACUAGAAAUUAAACCUUUCUAAAAACAAGGUGAGCAACCUCUCAGGAAGGAUCCGGCUGUUGAAAGCAACAUGGAAAAUUCUCUAGCUUCAUCAGAUGUUCUUUUGGCAUCGACUAGCUGCAUGGGCAAUGAAAACACAUAGCUGGUUACUAGUGUAUUUUGACUGCUAACUAGCUGGUAAAAGGGUGUUUUUAUCUGGUUGCUAGGUGUUGUUAGGGUCUGCAUUGCUAAGGGGCUUGUUACUAGAGUAUUUUGGUUUAUAACUAGUGCUGCGUCCCAAUUCACCUACUUAUACUAUGCCCCUAAAGUAUGUAGUGUUUUUGAUAUGGAAAAAAGUAUAUACAUUUUGCAAAAGUAUACAACUGUAUGCACACGCUGUGAUACACUAGCGCGAAACGGAAGUGGUCAUUGUUGCCUAGAUCAGGGGUUUUCAAACUGAGGUCCGGGGACUCCCAGUGGGCUUCCAGAAGGUUGCAAGGGUCCCCCAGAAAAAUAAUAAAAGUCCACAGUUUUUAUCUGCUUUUUUUUGCUAUUGAUAGUUUCCAGAAUUGUUUAUAUUUGAAUCUUUCUAGUGAGUUUUUCUCACUAUAGUUUCUUUUUUGGGACUGAAAGUGAAAUUGUUGCCGACUAUUUAGAAACAAUGUGUUGUCUUUAUAAUAUCCUAUUAACUAUUUAUCUAACAAAUUUUUAACGUUUAUUUACACAGAAAAAAUAUUUUUUGAUAUAAAAUAUUUUGUAAUAUAUAUAAUUUAUAUAUAUUUUAGAAAAGGGGGUCCCUCACAAAAGGUUAAUCAUAUUUGGGGGUCCUUGGCAUCAUAAAGUUUGAAAACCCCUGGCCUAGAGGACACUGUGAUCCUUAAUUGUCACGAACAUCAAAAUACAGCUCUUCCUUGCUUUUAAGUAUUUAUUCAUUUAUUAUUUUGUAUGUAAUGUUUACUGUAUACUUACAUUUAUUAAUUUAGCGAAGCAUCUUUUAUAAAAUUUUAUUAAUGCAGCGUAGCGUCACUAAACUCCGCCCUCUCGUGGUGAGUUGUGGGUACUAUCAGCCGGUAAGUGUCCAUGGAUUCACACUUCAAAUUUUCAACAGAAACAGUAGACCAUCCGGGUACUUUGAGAAUACUCAUUUCAGCAUACUAUGAUUUGGGACAUACUAAUUCUAUUUUCGAAAACUGUUCAGGACGGAUAGUAUGCGAAUUGGGACGCAGCAUAGGUAUCGAUAAGGUGAUCCAUCUGGUUGUUAGGCGUUGUUAAGGUCUAUAAAUUGUUUAUUCUGCAGUGCUAACGCGUUCUUGCUUGUUACCAGAGCUGUUGAAAAACAGAUUUGCGACACACUUUGAUCUCACAUAGUUCAUGGACCUCUCAAUAGUUUCAAACUUCAGUCUGGGGAGAGACAGUGGAAGCAGCUGUAUUUGCAGCAAUUUUCACUAAAUACCAACACAUUAUAUGCAGUGAUUAUUAUGUUGAUUACAUUUAUAGUAACAUUUUGUCUGGUGAGUGUGCAAUACAUUAACAGGAUGCUUGCAUUCAUAUGGUUCUCAUGCUUCUUUGAUCAUCAGUACAUCCUAAUGUUAAAUUGACAUUCACAUAAAAUGGCCAGGUAUUUUAUCAAUAAGUCAGAAAAUCAUUCAAGCACACACACAAAAGCCACUUUUAUUUAGGAAAAAUAUUUUGGUUCAAAAACAUCCUGAAAAUACAUCUGUCAAACUAGUAUUUUAUUAUUAUAACUUACCAGCAAGUGUGUUUGGGAAAUACUGAAAUGAAUGAGUUUCAAUGCAAUGUUUGGAACUAGAGAGCACUCCAUGAUACCAAUUACUUCCGCAUUCCAUUCUUCGAACGGACGUGUACGGGAGUGUCGCAACUCUGUUUUUCAAGGGCUCCGCGCCAACCAAAUUACGUCGCAUCUAGCGAGUAAUGAUUCGCAUUAAACCAAUCAGUGCCAAAUUUCGGUACCAAUAAUGAAGCAGGCUGUAAUAAUUCAUGUACAAAAUAUAAAUAAAUACUCAACUGGACUAAUAAAUAAUAGUAAUAUAUAGAUCAUACGGUAAACGUACCUAUUAAGCUCACCAAACUCUACAUUAAGACUUUUUUUAGUGGACAGGAUAUUGAUUUUUGUACAAAAAGUUCUGGUAAAAUAAAAUAUUAAUCUCUCAUACAAUAAUAUUUUACUGGGGCUAUACUGAUAGCUCAAACUAGAUUCUGAGGUAGCAGCUGGUUGUUAGCCGUUAGCGCAUAGCGUGCUAGCUUCAUAGCAGCAAACGUGCUAAAUUUAGCUACAUAGCACAUUUGCAGUCACCCAAAACACACCGCAUGGACGUGAAUGUGUUUAGUGACCAACAAAAAUAAUUUUCUGUAGUUAUAUUUUCGGAAAGACACUCACGACCAGGCGUUGUGCUUUGUGUAAUAGGUGCAAUCACUAACUUGCAUUCAACUCAUUAUGGUAGUGCCUAGCAUAGCAACUAUAGAUACCGAUAACAUUAGUCUACGUGCAUGAACUAAGGAAUCAGUAACUUUUGACCAUAAAACAUUUAUUGUGGUUUGGUAGUCAUCGUUUACAAGCAUAACACUAAAUUCGUGACGAGCCACGAUCAUGCUACGUAAGCUAUUGAGGCCCGGCAACAUUACAUGAUCUCUAGUCUACCAUACGGUUAUAAAUUUUGAACCAGUAACGUUAGUGCGCCAAUAAACAACCUGAGCACAGCCUAAUAACUAAUAAGCUCAAAAGUACAGGACUGUAAGAAAAAAUGUACAUAUAAGACUUUCAAAUCCAGUAGCAGGAAGGCUGGGUCUCCAUCCGUUUUGCAACCCGUUGCCUCUUGUAGCUCGCACCAUGGUGAUGGUUUGGAGACUUGCGUUGAACUAGAUCGUUUCAUCGUAUUGUUGGCUGUUGAUUAACUUCACCCCGGCUACGAGUAAAACGUGAUGUAUGCCGUAAAGCAGGUGAUGGGUGGGGCUUGUGAACCUACCCGCACACCAACGUUACAAGUGUGAUUCAGCCGAUAGAGGGCUGCUUAGGUAGCAGUGGAAGUAAAAUUUGUCCAGUUAAGAGUUGUCCUACCACCAAAAUAAUUUUAAGGAGAUUAUUUUAAGGCUGAAAAACUCUCUAGUGUUGCUUUAAAGGUACAGAGUCAAUUACAAAAACAGACCACUAAAAUAAUUUAUAUUUUAAUAAUAAUGUUAGAUUUUCACAGGACAAUCUUUACAUUAGGAUGUUUAGAAUAGUAAAUCAAAAACAUGGCUUUAGUUGGGUUUUUACAGGCAGGGUCACAAUUAUGUAGCCUCUUAUUAAAUAAAUGUUACUUAUUUAUAUCUUAUGUGAACUUAUUUAUUUUUUCCUGUACAGACAUGAUUUAUAUGAACAGAUAACAUGCCUCUUUCAUCUUUGAGCAAAAAACUAGUUCCAUCUUGAUUUUGUUAUCUUAAUGCUGUGAAAACCAUUUAUUAAUCAUUUUAUAAAGAUUAACUUAAAGUGACAACCAUCAGUGAGUAUUUAAAGUAUUUACACAGACUUUCAAUGUGGAUGAGCUUAAAGGGAACCCAGUGUAUAGACACAUAUAGAGUUGUAACUAGCAUUUGUCGUUAGAAACAUAUUUUCAAUUCUUUAAAUAAAACCUAAAAGUAAUACUCAUUUUAACCUAAGGAAUCUGCCAUGUUCUUUUUAGAUGACGUAAAAUGGUUGCACGCACAGGCAGCUAAACUUGACACAGACACACUAAUCAGUUCUUCAGUAAAUAUAAGGUGCUGUAGGAUGAAAAAAAUAUAUAUAAAUACAAAAGUGAAUCAGCCAGGAGCAGUGAGUGAUUUUUUUCUCUGUUUGACUUCGUCCUUUGUUGUUUGACGAACAAUAAAAACAGAUGGUUAUACUGUUACACAUGCGUUGCCGUUUCCAUUCUGUUCAUUACAUGUCAAAUCUGAAAACCUGAAUACUUAGGAUGAAAUUAUAAAGCAGGUUAAAAUAUAUAUAUUGUUAACCACAGAAAAGAUAACCCAGGAUUACGGUACAUAGGGGUGUCUGGGAACUGUGUAAUGUAAAAUUGUAUUUGUCAUUUACUGGUUCAAUACAAUUGAAGUGUGUAUUUGCAAGUGCGUAUUUAUGUGCCAUAUUUAUUUGUAAAUGACAUUUGGGUUAUAUUGUUAAAGUCUUUAGGCCAGAAAUCUGUUUUAACAGUAAGUGCCAGCCACAUUAGAUGUCUCUUUCAUUGGAAACCCAUUAUUUGUUGCACUAUUGGUUUCUUUUUUCCCACGGGGUGUAUGAAAGUUCUUGUAGAUAAUUUUCAUCUUGACUCCAGAAUCAAUAAGCUUAACUUUCAGGAUUAAGACUGACCCUGAUAUUGCCUGAUUUUACAUAUGGUUUUAUAAUCAUAUAUGCACAUAUACAGUGGCUUGAGAGAGUAUUCAUACCUAUUCAUUUUUUUAAAAAAAUGAGGUACUCUCCAUACACCAUAAUGACAAAAAAAAACAUAUUUGUGACAAGUUGGAAAAUAGACUAAAAAUAAUCAACUGAAAUUACAUUGCGUAAGUAUUCAUACCCCUUUCUGGGACACUUGAAAUUUAGCUCAGAAUCAUUCCAGUUUUGCGUGAUGAUGUUACUACGAGUGGAGUUCUCCUGUGGCAAAUUCAUUUGAAUGAGUAUGAUUUGGAAAGGCAGGCACACACCUCUUAAUAAAAGGUCUAAUAGCUUUUGCCAAAGCUUAAAAUCGAAGCACUGUACAAUUGAAGCACUGGAUCUGGAUUUCCAGAAAAUGCUGUAAUUCUGGUUAAAUAAAGGUGCACCCUCAACACAAGUGACCACACAUUA